Akanthomyces muscarius is the source of this 1338-nucleotide messenger RNA. RefSeq lists its product as uncharacterized. Bases 1 to 1338 code for a protein of 445 amino acids. The record is from RefSeq and is a predicted model, not a curated record. Lineage: Eukaryota; Fungi; Ascomycota; Sordariomycetes; Hypocreales; Cordycipitaceae. The transcript is spliced from 6 exons.
AUGGCCGCGGUGCGCAGUUCUCCUAAUGCGAAGCGACCUGAGUUUGAUACGGCUACUAAGAUUCCGUCCGACCGCCUCAUGAACCUAGCUUUGCCACCUCGAGAGGCUGCUCUACAGACACUUGCUGAUGUUCUUGACUCGACCGUCCCGACGCUCUUCACCAUGAUCUGUUCGCUUGCAGGCGUGGAUGAUGCGGCAACGCUAUGCUUCAGCCUCUAUUCUCGACCGGACGUGGUAUCCAAGUUCGCUUUCAUCACUAUACACGUCCUCUUCUACUUUGUCUUUACAGAGGCACACUCCAACUCGUGCAAAAGGGGAGAGGGGGGCGAGGAGUACGUGCCGUACAUCGACACCUGCCAGCUCAAUAUCGAGGCUGGAAUAGCCACCCUGCCGUUCUUUGUGCCUGCGACAACGGAGAACAUGCAGUCGCUGCUGCUUGGCGCUCUAUAUGGAAUCACUGCAUCGAAGCCGCGACUUGCACAGUACCUGGCGACCAAAGCGGCUCAGGUGUGUCAUCCAUGGGCGUACCAUCCGCCUAGCGUGGUCGCGCCAACACAGACAUCCGCCAUCCACCAGCUUCUCUACUGGAGCAUCUAUACAGUAGAAAAGUGUUUAUGCCUGAAGCUCGGUCCCGCCUCUGGCAUGCACGAGUACAACAUAACGCUGGAACCGCAUUUCCAAUUUGACGGCUUUGGGGCCCCUGCACCAUUGGCACUCUCCGCAUCAUGGAUCCAUCUUGCCAUGCUAGAGGGACGUAUUUACACAAAACUGUUCAGUCCGGAAGCAUGCAGGUGCCCGUCGCCGGAGAUGUCGCGACGCGCUGAAUCUUUGGCCUCCCUCUGCCAAGACCUCCGGCUGGGAUGGAUGGCGGGACGUGGCGACAGCUACAGCGACAUCAGGAACGCGGAGACUUCGCACCAAGUGCACAACUUUGUAAAGGGCGAUGAAAUGCACCUUUUCAUCGCACUCACGCUCGUCAGUCAAUUUAGUGCCUCUUCUGCCGAUUUUGGCGGGCAGUUCUCGCAUACAAGCCUCGAAGAAGCGCGGAGAGCGCUCAGCAUUCAUGUUGAGUGCAGCCCGCUGAUGCACCUAGGCCGCUAUAGCGCUACAGCAUAUGUAAAUUGGAACUUGCUUCUCUUACCGUUCGCGCCGUUUUUUGUGCUGGCUUGCCAUGCGUGCGCGUCAAAGUCGUCCUAUGACCUCCAGGAUCUCUACGCCUUCAUUGAGUCCCUCCAAACGGCCGACAUCUCUUCGGAUGACUUGACGUUCUUCAUUGAACUAUGCUGGUCCUUUUACAACGCGGCGUUGGCAUCCAUUGCCGAGUCAGAGUCCUCGUAG